This is a messenger RNA of Fukomys damarensis (Damara mole-rat), 7385 nucleotides long. RefSeq names its product dermatan sulfate epimerase like (gene Dsel). The transcript is spliced from 2 exons. The record is from RefSeq and is a predicted model, not a curated record. Lineage: Eukaryota; Metazoa; Chordata; Mammalia; Rodentia; Bathyergidae. The coding region runs from base 880 to 4518 and encodes 1212 amino acids. Gene Ontology annotation, molecular function: sulfotransferase activity; chondroitin-glucuronate 5-epimerase activity.
GUACCCGGCCCCUGGCUCCAUCCGCGUCUCCGGGGGGCCCAACGCACCAGAGGACCCCUUCGCGAUCUGCCUGAGAAAGGAGUGUCAUGAAAAGGAACAGAAAAGAGACUUCACUGUUGGUGAAAGGGGAUUUUCCUUUCCUGGUUGGUGUUUUUGCUUCAUGAUUGGAAGAGAAGUACUUAGGUGCCGGAAGAGAUACAAUUGUAGUGUUACACAGAUGAAGCUGGUAAAGAAGAUAUUAAAGUGCUUUCUAUGUAUUACAGUAGGCUGAUGAGUAAGUAAAAGAAAUGGAUUUGAAAUGAAGGGAAAAAAUUUGAUUUUGUUUUUAAAUCACAUUGGACUUUGAAUAAUUGUUAAGGAUAUUUUUCUCUCUAAAAAUGGAAGAAGAAAAUAUUCACAAACUAAAAAACAUAAGUUAAGAAGAAGAAUUGAGUCUACUAAAUCCAAGAAUGCCAGUCACUCCAUCACCAAUGAUGGUUUCCUAUGUUAGGAAUGACUCAAUUUGAAUUUUCAAGUGCUUUUUCUCCUCUUUAUACCGUGUUUUGACUCCUCAUUUUAAAUAGAUUUGUGUAAAGAAAGUAAAUGCUGAAUCAUAGCAUUUUUGACUAUCUCACUGCUCCCUCCAUGUUGUGGAAAAUUAUUAUUACUUCUUGAAAUUUUAUCUGAAUCAAAACUGUGCCAGGGACACAAAUACACAGUGUAAGUUUUCUCUUUUUGGCAACAGCACUUGCUUUGAAUGAGCUGGAUGUCAGCUGGAUUUCACAGCGCAUAGUCUGUUUUAUCAGACUUUUCAUGUAUGAUUUAUACUUGCCAGAUAGGAAACAUAUUAAGCACUAUGUUUGACAUGUAUGCCUGAAGAAAGGCUCUUCCCCAUGGAUCAUGGCGUUAAUGUUUACAGGACAUUUCCUAUUUUUAACAUUAGUAAUGUUUGGUUUCUCUACCUUAGAAGAAUCCAUGAGCAAUUACUCUGAAUGGGCAGUUUUCACAGACGAUUUAGAUCAGUUUAAGACGCAGAAAGUACAAGAUGUCAGACCCAAACAAAAGCUGAGGCGAAGUAUGCUACAUCCAAGUUUAUAUUUCGACGCUGGAGAAAUCCAAGCAAUGAGGCAAAAGUCUCGCACAAGCCAUUUGCACCUUUUCAGAGCUAUCAGAAGUGCAGUAACAGUUAUGCUGUCCAAUCCAACAUACUACCUACCUCCACCCAAGCAUGCUGAUUUUGCUGCCAAGUGGAAUGAAAUCUAUGGUAACAAUCUGCCUCCUUUAGCAUUGUACUGUUUGCUGUGCCCAGAAGACAAAGUUGCCUUUGAAUUUGUCUUGGAAUAUAUGGACAGAAUGGUUGGCUACAAAGACUGGCAAGUUGAGAAUGCGCCAGGAGAUGAGGUUCCAAUUGGCCAUUCCUUGACAGGUUUUGCCACUGCCUUUGACUUUUUAUAUAACUUAUUAGAUAAUCAUCGAAGACAAAAGUACCUUGAAAAAAUAUGGGUUGUUACUGAGGAAAUGUAUGAGUAUUCCAAGGUCCGCUCGUGGGGCAAACAACUUCUUCACAAUCACCAAGCUACUAAUAUGAUAGCAUUACUCACAGGGGCCUUGGUUACAGGGGUAGAAAAAGGAUCAAAAGCAAAUAUAUGGAAACAGGUUGUAGUGGAUGUGAUGGAAAAGACAAUGUUUCUAUUGAAUCAUGUGGUUGACGGCUCUUUGGAUGAAGGUGUGGCCUAUGGAAGUUACACAGCUAAAUCGGUAACACAGUAUGUUUUUUUGGCACAGCGCCAUUUUAAUAUCAACAACUUGGAUAACAACUGGCUAAAAAUGCACUUUUGGUUCUAUUAUGCUACCCUUUUGCCAGGCUUCCAGAGAACUGUAGGAAUAGCAGAUUCCAAUUAUAAUUGGUUUUAUGGUCCAGAAAGCCAGCUGGUUUUUUUGGAUAAGUUCAUUUUAAGGAAUGGAGCUGGAAAUUGGUUAGCUCAACAAAUUAGAAAGCACCGACCCAAAGAUGGACCAAUGGUUCCUUCCACUGCCCAAAGAUGGAGUACUCUUCACACCGAAUAUGUCUGGUAUGAUCCUCAGCUCACCCCACAGCCUCCUGCUGAUUACGGUACUGCUAAAAUGCACAUGUUUCCUAACUGGGGUGUUGUCACUUAUGGGGGUGGGCUGCCAAACACACAAACCAAUACUUUUGUGUCUUUCAAAUCUGGGAAGCUGGGGGGAAGAGCUGUGUAUGACAUAGUUCACUUUCAGCCAUACACCUGGAUUGAUGGAUGGAGAAGCUUUAACCCAGGACAUGAACAUCCAGAUCAGAACUCAUUUACUUUUGCCCCCAAUGGGCAAGUUUUUGUUUCUGAGGCUCUCUAUGGGCCAAAGAUGAGCCACCUUAACAAUGUAUUGGUGUUCGCUCCUUCACCUUCGAGCCAGUGCAAUAAACCCUGGGAAGGUCAACUAGGAGAAUGUGCACAGUGGCUCAAGUGGACUGGUGAAGAGGUUGGUGAUGCAGCUGGGGAAAUAAUCACUGCCUCUCAACAUGGAGAAAUGAUAUUUGUGAGUGGGGAAGCCGUGUCUGCUUAUUCUUCAGCAAUGAAACUGAAAAGUGUGUAUCGUGCUUUACUUCUCUUAAAUUCUCAAACUCUGCUAGUUGUUGAUCAUAUUGAAAGGCAAGAAACUUCCCCAGUAAAUUCUGUCAGUGCCUUCUUUCAUAAUCUGGAUAUUGAUUUUAAAUAUAUCCCGUAUAGGUUCAUGAAUAGGUAUAAUGGUGCCAUGAUGGAUGUAUGGGAUGCACACUACAAAAUGUUUUGGUUUGAUCAUCGUGACAACAGCCCAGUGGGUAGUAUACAGGAAGCAGAGCAAGCUGCUGAAUUUAAGAAGCGGUGGACUCAAUUUGUUAAUGUUACAUUUCAGAUGGAUUCCACGAUCACAAGAAUUGCAUACGUCUUUUAUGGGCCAUAUGUCAAUGUUUCCAGCUGCAGAUUCAUUGAUAGCUCCAAUUCCGGACUUCAGAUUUCUCUCCAUGUCAAUAAUACUGAACAUAUUAUUUCCAUUGUAACUGACUACUAUAAUCUGAAUACCAGAUUCAGUUACCUGGGAUUUGGUGGGUUUGCCAAUGUGGCUGAUCAAAACAAAAUAACUCGAUUUGGUUUGGGCACUGAAGCAAUAGUAAAGCCUGUGAAACAUGAUAGAGUCAUCUUUCCCUUUGGAUUUAAAUUUAAUAUAGCAGUUGGAUUAAUUUUGUGCAUUAGUUUGGUGAUUUUAACUUUCCAAUGGCGAUUUUACCUUUCUUUUAGAAAGCUAAUGCGUUGGAUACUAAUACUUGUCAUUGCCUUAUGGUUUAUUGAGCUUCUGGAUGUGUGGACUACUUGCACUCAGCCCAUCUGUGCAAAAUGGACAAAGAAAGAGGCCGAAGCUAGCAAGAAGGCUCUGUCUUCUGAAGGGCACUAUUUGGAUCUUCCUGAUGUUGUCAUUACCUCACUUCCUGGCUCAGGAGCUGAAAUUCUCAAACAACUUUUUUUCAACAGUAGUGAUUUUCUCUACAUCAGAGUUCCUACAGCCUACAUUGGUAUCCCUGAAACUGAAUUUGAAUUUGACUCAUUUGUAGAUGCUUGUGAAUGGAAAGCCACAGAUAUUCAUAGUGGGCAUUUCCGUUUACUCCGUGGCUGGUUGCAGUCCCUAGUACAGGAUACAAAAAUACAUUUGCAAAAUAUCCAUCUACAUGAACCAAGUAGGGGAAAAGUGGCCCAAUAUUUUACAAUGAACAAGGACAAAAAAAGAAAAUUGAAAAGGAAAGAGUCUUUGCUAGAACAAAGAAGUAGAAUGAAAAGCUCCUUUGACAGAGAUGCUGAAUAUAUUAGGGCUUUAAGGAGACACCUGAUCUAUUACCCCAGCGCACGGCCUGUGCUCAGUCUAAGUAGUGGUAGCUGGACAUUAAAGCUUCCGUUUUUUCAGGAAGUUUUAGGAACUUCAAUGAGAGCAUUGUACAUAGUAAGAGACCCUCGGGCAUGGAUUUAUUCAAUGCUAUACAGUAGUAAACCAAGUCUUUACACUUUGAAGAAUGUUCCAGAGCACUUAGCAAAAUUGGUUAAAAUAGAAGGAGGUAAAGGUAAAUGUGGAUUAAAUUCAGACUAUGCUUUUGAGUAUGAAGCAUUGCAGAAAGAAUUAGCAAGAUCUAAAUUGAAUCCUGUCUCCCUAUUGUCUCAUUUGUGGCUAGCAAAUACAGCAGCAGCCUUGAGAAUAAAUACAAAUUUGCUACCUACCAGCUACCAGCUUGUAAAAUUUGAAGAUAUUGUUCAUUUUCCUCAGAAAACUGCUGAAAGGAUAUUUGCUUUUCUUGGAAUUCCUUUGUCUCCUGCUAGUUUAAACCAAAUAUUGUUUGCUACUUCCACAAACCUUUUUUACCUUCCUUAUGAGGGGGAAAUAUCACCAACUAACGCCAAUAUCUGGAAACAAUACUUGUCUAGAGAUGAAAUUAAAUUAAUUGAAAACAUCUGCUGGACACUGAUGGAUCAACUAGGAUAUCCAAAGUUUAUGGACUAAAUGCUGCAGGUCAGCAGAAAUUUGCACUAAUGCUUCCCAACCCUUUUUGUGGAUAUGAACUAGAAGAGUUUGUUUAUUCUGGUAUUCUGUGUGUGGGUAUAUGUGCAUGUGUGUGUGCACGUGUGUGUGUGUGUGUGUGUGUGUGUGCGUGCAUCUGUGUGGGUGUUUUCAGUCUGUUACUUGCACAGAGAAAUUAUUUUAAAAAUAAGUGUCAUAUUUUGCCUAGCAGGAUUUAUUUUUAUGUUAUUGCUUUCCUUGCCUUUGUUUCUUAAAUUUUUUCUGCUGAACUAUUUGUCCUACAUAGGUGCAGAUGAAGUUAUAUUAAUGGGGGUCCAGGGAGAUGAGAAGAUUUUAAAGGAUUUUGUUUAACUCACCUUCAUCUGUAACUGUGCUAAUCUUUUUUGGAACCUCAAACGUUACUAAAAGGCCUUGCAAUUGCUACUUUACCCAAGCAUUUCUUUCUUUCAAAAUGGACUGCAAAAGUUUCUUAUCUUCUUGAAAAGAUCUAAAACACUUCUGUCACAAAGAAAAAGAAAAAUUCCUUUCACUUUGUAUAAUAUUCAGUGAUGUCACUGGGGAAAUGGUGAAAGUUCCUAUCAGAACUAUAAAAUUCCUUCUGGAAAAUACAGAUGGAAAUUCAGAAUAAAGAUUUCUUUUUUAAGGUCAGACACCGCCUGGAAAAAGCCUCUUUAAAUUUUUUACUUAGAAAUACUAAGGACUAAGUCUGUGAACAGUCUGUGUGCGGAGGGAUGGGAGAUUAUUUUAGACAUGCCUGUCUGUUUAAAACUGUUCUUUGCCUCACUGAAACCACAGCUGUUUGCCAUGACACCACUCCCACCCUGUCCUUUCUGUCACUCUCAAGCAAAAGAGUCAGUAAUUAACUAAUUGCCAAACCCCCAGUGUUUGUAAGGUUUACUUUCUCUGAUGAUUAAUUUGGUAUUAAACUGAUACAGCCUCAAAACAAAUAUUUUUUGUGGAAUUACCACUGUAUAACUCCAGGCAAGUGAUGCCACUGUUGUUAUUUCUUGUAAGGUUGCUGGGGUUUUCUUUUUUUUGGUCUGGAAACAAAAUUGGAAAACUGCCUGACUUAUCUUGCAUCCCUUUGAGUGAGUUUACAGACUGCCAAUGUCUGCAAAAGUUGAAGGCAAAUGGGAGAUGAUGUCAGAAGCAUCUGUUUCCUUUACCAUCUGCAUUUGAUUAUAAAUGUAGCAACAUAAGAAUGUGGUUCAUUUCAUUUUUGGUAGAUUUUGAAAUCAAAAUGCUAUGCCAUUAUACACCAGUAAAGUAAUUGCAAUGUAUUGGAUGAAGACUAUCCGUCAGUGUUGAGUCAAGACUGGAUGAAAAUUUCUGUAGAUUGCAGUCUUUUUCCUGAUAUUUCAGACUACAAACUGUAGUUCCCUCAAGCUCACCAACACUUGGAGUCUGUCACUCUGACCUAGAUAAAAGUGGUUCUGUCUCCGUAGUUUGUUAUUAUGUCAAAAUGUGCCUCCAGAGUGAUAAAGCUGCAGAUGUGUUACAUUUCAACUAAACCUAACUUGGCUGUCAUUUUUCUCCUAUUAUGAUGUGAGUGGAAUCCGUUCUUCUUCCUCCACACUAAAGCUCAUCAUUUUCCCUUUAUGCUGUCAGCAUGAAUGAAAAAUAUGUUAAUACACAUUGAAGGAGCACUGAAAAAUAAAAUCAACACUUACUCUAAAGGAAAAUUAUUCUUUUGUAUUUAGAGUUAUCAACAAACACGUAAAAUAGUUACAUGGAUGUAACACUCUUUCCAUUAUUGGUCAGAGUCUCAGUGUGUGUUUUCAGUUCCCAGGAUGUGUGAAUUUGAAUUGGAUAAAAUAAAAAGGCUCUGGGUUGGAAGUAGUAUUAGAUCCAAACAAGAUCAGAAUUAUAAAUUCAUGUGUGCAGCUAUCACGGAACACAGGAGCAGCUACCAUUGCCUUUCUUUGACCAUUGUGUGGAAAUGCACCUCCAAAAGAAGAGAACCAAAUAGAUUACGAGGAGGAAUAGGGGAGGAAGAGAUGUGGAAAAUGAAAGAGCAGUUAGUUCUGAGAAUUAAGAUGGGAAUAUAUGGAUAGUAAAUUUUAACUUUCAUCUCAACAUUGCAGUGCAGAGUUGAAUUUACCUAUUUCUGUUCUUAUCCAUUUCCACCCCAGGGAAAUUUCAGACAUCACCCCUACUAACAUGACCCCUAAUGUUAAUUCUUAAAUAGAAGGCUUGGUAAAGAAGACUUUAUUGGGAAAUUCUCCUAUGAGGAGUGUUAUGCACAGCUAAGGGGAUAAUGGAUCUAUUGCAUAUGUGUGACAUCGGACUGACUCCCAAGACAUUGUCAGAUGCUGUACAUUCAGGGUAAUCUAGGAAAAUUAAUAGCUUCUGCUUAUGUUUAUUUUUAUUAACUUGCAAAUAAGGAAAUAUGAUCACUGUCUAAUACUGCUAAAGAAAAAUUUUACAAAAUGUCCUAUCUGUAAAAGCCAUGCUUUCAUUAAAAACCUAUAAAGUAUAUCACAUUUCAUUAUAUGUGAGCAAACAAUGAGAAUUUUAAAGUAGAAAUGUUGUUUAAGUUGAUUGAUUUUGAUCAUAAUUAGAAAAGUUUUCACUUUUUAGGAAAAUACAUAAAUAAAAAUGAUGUUGUAGCACCACACGUAAUGGUAAGAGUGCCUAAUAGUCUAAGAUAUAUGAAGACAUAGAAUGUGUUGACUCUUUACGGCUUAUGUUUAUGGUGACUAAAUUUCUAAUGUCUCUGACUAGUCAUUAUUCCCCUUCAUUUUGGCAGAAAAAAAUAUCCAAAUAUUUUUAUGAACAAAUGACAUCAAAUUUUUGUACAAAGGAUAAUAGGCAGUUUGGAAAUCAUAGAUUCUAAUAUCUACUCCCCA